This is a messenger RNA of Leucoraja erinaceus (little skate), 1978 nucleotides long. Its product is annotated as homeobox protein Hox-A1. Bases 26 to 1003 code for a protein of 325 amino acids. Gene Ontology annotation, cellular component: nucleus. The record is from RefSeq and is a predicted model, not a curated record. The transcript is spliced from 2 exons. Gene Ontology annotation, molecular function: DNA-binding transcription factor activity, RNA polymerase II-specific; RNA polymerase II cis-regulatory region sequence-specific DNA binding. Gene Ontology annotation, biological process: regulation of transcription by RNA polymerase II. Lineage: Eukaryota; Metazoa; Chordata; Chondrichthyes; Rajiformes; Rajidae.
UUAUAGGCUGGUUAUCCAAUGACAGAUGGACAAUGCAAGGAUGAACUCCUUCCUAGACUAUUCUAUUAUUAGCGGAGAAACUGGGACUUGUUCUUCCAGAAGUUACCAUGCAGAUCAAGGAAUUACAACUUAUCAGUCUUGUGCCGUGGGCAAUAAUAACAGCAACGUUGAUGACCGCUAUAUCGUGAGCAGAGGUGUUCAGAUAGGUGCUCCUCUUCAUCACCAUCACCAUCAACAUGCUAGUUACACACAUAACAACCUGAGCAUCCCCUACAGUGCCCACCCUAAUUGUGGGACGGGAUACCCAGCACAAAGCUUCAAUACAGGCUACAGUCAUCACUACUCACUAAAUCAAGAGACUGAUGGCAACGGAGGUUAUCCUCAGUGUAAUCCUGCUGUCUAUCCUGGCAACCUUGCCUCAGCAAUUAGCCCACAGCACCAUAGCUAUGGCGGGAUGGUGAGACCAGGCCAAUAUAACCAUCACCCUUACAGGCAAGAGCAACAGGGUUUAGUGCUGGCUGCAGGCUGUCACCCUCUGUCACCCGCUCCUGGCAGUCACCAGGAAUCUUGCUGCUCCCCGUCAGCUGAGACCUCUCCUCCAGCACAGACCUUUGAGUGGAUGAAAGUGAAGAGGAAUCCGCCAAAGACAGGAAAGGCUGGAGAGUAUGGUUUUGCCGGCCAGCCCAAUACAGUGAGAACCAAUUUCACCACCAAGCAACUGACAGAGCUAGAGAAGGAGUUCCACUUCAAUAAGUACCUGACCCGGGCCAGGCGGGUGGAAAUUGCUGCUGCUCUCCAGCUGAACGAAACCCAGGUGAAAAUCUGGUUCCAGAAUCGACGCAUGAAGCAGAAAAAGCGGGAAAAGGAGGGUCUUACCUCAGCUUCGCCUGCCACGCCUGGGAGUGAAGCUAAUACAGAAGACACCUCAGACAAAUCCAGUUCUACCUCAUCGACCCCCUCCCCUGCAUCAUCUACCUCAGAAACCCUUAAUACCUCGGGAUGAAACAAUGCAACACAAACCCAAACUGGAACCAUGCAUCUCCAGUUAAAAAAGAACACACAAUGUAAUUCUGUAUGAUUUUCUGGGAAGCAAACCAAAAAUAAAAACAUUGUAACUUGGAAAUAAAAAUCUGCCAAUCUCUAAACGAACCAGAGAUGCACUAUUACAAAAGCGUUUACACUAAAAACCAACUACUGUAUAAUAUAAUUGUCCUAUUUUAAUUUAACGUGUUGCAUAUAUAUUGUAAGCUGCGCUGGUUGUAUAUAUUGUCAAGAGUUUUAUCUUUUUACGAAUAUUUUCUAAAAAUGAUGCUGAGAGCCAGGGUCACGUGGCCCUUAUAUGUAGGUGUAGAGAUUUUAUAUAACAAUGUAAUCAAUGAAUUGGUGUGGAAGUGGUGCAUUUCUUGUUCAUGCUGAAAGUGGAGCUGAGCAAAUAGAGUUGUUCUCCUCACACUGUGAAAGGUUAGAUGUACAGGAAUUACUGUACACUUCAUUGCACUGGGCUAUGUAAAAUGUGAAAGGUGAAAGGUGAAAGGUGUUAAGUAUGUUCCCCUUCCAAAUGUACGUUGGUUAUCUUAAGACCAGCGGUAGCACAUUGUUAAAAUACCUCAGAAUUAUAAUGUUUACUCGGAUAUUUGUUGGGCUUAAUGUUAUGAGCUACCUGUUAAAGUAAGUAAAUUAAGAAUGUAAGCCAGACAGAAGUUUCUUUUUCUGUGGUUUGUGUCUAGAAUUUUGCAUGAUACAAUGCUGUCAGUGUUUACUUCUACAUUACUGAGUUUUAUCAGUUCUUCUGUGUGACUAGAUGUUAUAUACAAUCAGCACGUGAUUUGAGACAGUUCUAAGAUUUUCUGUGACUGAAGUCUAGAACAGAAUUUACGGGUCCAGAUAAUAAAUUAUAUUAAAAUGCUGCGUUUCCUUGUUAUAAUCUACUAUGUAACUUUGUUGUUCUCGUUUCAUGAACUUCUUAUUACCAUUAUUU